Erythranthe guttata (spotted monkey flower) is the source of this 2531-nucleotide messenger RNA. It is a transcript of the gene KEA6, whose product is annotated as K+ efflux antiporter 6. Gene Ontology annotation, cellular component: membrane. Gene Ontology annotation, molecular function: potassium:proton antiporter activity. NCBI's taxonomy places the organism in Eukaryota, Viridiplantae, Streptophyta, Magnoliopsida, Lamiales, Phrymaceae. Gene Ontology annotation, biological process: proton transmembrane transport; potassium ion transmembrane transport. The record is from RefSeq and is a predicted model, not a curated record.
ACAAUAAGACAUUUUGUUUUGUGUCGCAUUAACUAUUUAUUUCAUUUUUUUCUGAAAAAAUAAUAAUUAAAACUCACGUGGUGGGCGCGCAUUCAUGAAGAAAAAAAACAUCCCCUCCAUCAUCGUCUUAAUUACACUUCUAAUCACCUCUUUGAUCUUUACUUAACCACUACUUUAUUUAAAUCACGGAUGAUCAAUUGAUCAUUAUAUACGAACACAUCUAAAUUACUAGUCCGUACACUCUCCGGAUUUCUCACUCCCACUCUCUCUCCUCUCUCUCUCUAGAAUUUGAAACAUUGCUACCAUUUUUGCGGUACAUCCUGUGACAGCGACAAGCGAACAGAACCGACACUCGCAGCACCGAUCCUUCAUUCGUUUGACGUGCGCCGGGGCCUGCCUGUCUUGCGCCGCCGGCGUGCAAUCGCCAGAUGAGUAAAUCAUUAGCUGCUGUUUUACUCUUUGUAGCUUUGGUGGCCACGGCCUCUUCGUUCGCCGCAUCGGAGGAUUCGAAGUUGGUUGAAGAUGAAGCCUCUUCCGCCGCCAAUGCGACCGGCAUCGAUUCCAGCGGCAAUAGGACUAGGCUGAAGGAGGACACCUUUGCUGAUAUUAUCGAUCGGGCGCUUGAGAAGGAGUUCACGGAGAAUGAGGAUCAUAACGAAGUUAAUGAUGCUGGAGGCUUCAACAACAGUGUGGCUGAGCAGCAGGCUGUCCUGGAAACAGUAGCCAGAGUGAAGACAAAGAAAAAUGAGACAAAGGAGGAAAAAUCCUUUAAACUUCAUCAAGUUUUCAAUCUGGAUAAUGACAAUGGAGCUGAAGAGACCCCUACUUUGAUCGAUAGGAAGGACAACGUGUUUAUCAUAUCAAAUUUCAAAUCCAAAUACCCAGUGCUGCAGCUAGACUUGAGGCUCAUAUCAGAUCUGGUUGUUGUCAUUGUCUCUGCAACUUGUGGUGGAAUUGCUUUUGCGUGUGCUGGACAACCGGUUAUUACUGGAUAUUUAUUAGCGGGGUCAGUUGUCGGACCUGGAGGUUUAAAUGUCAUCAGUGAAAUGGUGCAAGUUGAAACAGUGGCACAGUUUGGUGUAAUUUUCCUUCUUUUUGCUCUGGGCCUGGAAUUCUCCACAACAAAGCUUCGAGUUGUUCGUGCAGUCGCUGUUCUUGGAGGGUUACUCCAAAUUCUGCUUUUUAUGUGCCUGUGCGGAAUUAUAUCCUCGGCAUGUGGCGGCAGAGCUUCUGAGGGUGUAUUUGUUGGCGCUUUUCUGUCAAUGUCAUCUACAGCGGUGGUAUAUAAAUUUUUGAUGGAGAAAAAUAGCACUAAUGCUCUUCAUGGUCAAGUCACUAUUGGCACUCUGAUUUUACAGGACUGUGCUGUGGGUUUACUUUUUGCCUUGCUUCCAGUACUUGGCGGCACUUCUGGUGUCUUGCAGGGGGUAAUAUCCAUGACUAAAUCGCUGGUGGUCUUGAUUGCUUUCUUGGCAGUUUUAUCGAUAUUGUCACGGACCUGUGUGCCUUGGUUCCUGAAACUUAUGAUAAGUUUGUCAUCACAGACCAAUGAACUAUAUCAAUUGGCGUCAGUGGCUUUUUGCCUACUUGUUGCUUGGUGUAGUGACAAGCUUGGUCUCAGUUUGGAAUUGGGUUCAUUUGCUGCUGGAGUGAUGAUAGCAACAACUGAUCUUGCCCAGCAUACGCUCGAACAAGUUGAACCUAUUCGCAACAUGUUUGCAGCUCUUUUCCUGGCUAGCAUUGGGAUGUUAAUCCAUGUUCAUUUUCUGUGGAAUCAUGUUGACAUCCUGCUUGCUUCAGUUAUAUUAGUUGUCAUUGUGAAAACUUCAGUCAUUUCUGGAGUUGUCAAGGGAUUUGGCUACAGCAACAAAACUUCAAUACUCGUGGGAAUGUCUCUGGCACAAAUAGGGGAAUUUGCUUUUGUACUGCUUAGUCGGGCCUCAAAUCUUCAUCUUGUUGGGGGUAAAGUGUACCUGCUGCUUCUUGGAACAACAGCACUUAGUCUGGUAACUACUCCAUUGCUUUUCAAGUUGAUACCAGCAGUAGUGCACCUUGGCGUGUUGCUACGCUGGUUCUCGCCUGAAAGUCAAACCGAGCUUGGAUUUAAAGGAGAUGUUCUACGUACAGACAGUGCGAAGCAGAGAAUUGCUUUAAUAUCCAAGGAUCUCUUGAUACAUGAAGGAUGACACUAUUUGUUGAGUUGUAACAGUUCCACAUAUUUUACCUUGGAAAAUGGUCCUUUUAUUAUCAAACCAUCUAAUGUCCAAACAGCUUGAUUGGUUCAUCAGAUCUUCCCUCCGUUUCCAUCAAAAGCAAGGCGGUGCGAUGUGGAUAUAUCUCAUAUUUCUCUAACCAAAGCAGUGAAACAGAAAAAAACGACGCGAGACUCAAAGACUCUCUAGGAUGUAAUCUAACUGCUAGACUAGGAGCCACUAACAAUUCAAAGCAGCACACUGUACAAGGUAAUCCUCCUUUUCCCCUUUUUUGAGUGUAAAAUAAUUUUGCAGUUAUUCAAACAGUUGUAUUUCCUC